Molecule: messenger RNA, 4346 nt
Organism: Homalodisca vitripennis (glassy-winged sharpshooter)
Lineage: Eukaryota; Metazoa; Arthropoda; Insecta; Hemiptera; Cicadellidae
Product: cell division cycle and apoptosis regulator protein 1-like
Biological process (GO): regulation of DNA-templated transcription
Cellular component (GO): nucleus
Source: RefSeq, a predicted model, not a curated record
GUCUGUCCUGUCGAGUCGAGUUGUCUUUCGGCUUACGACGCCAUCUUUUAAUAAUUUUCGGAUGGUAUAGUGGUCGUAUUUAUUGGGCGUGUUUCACAUAGUUAAAUUACUUUUCUGAAACUGAUAUUGAAAGUGUAAUAAUUAAUGUAGGUGGAAGAUUGACAAGGAAGAGGGAAGAUUCUUACAUCUUUUACCACUUGGGUAUAAUUUGUGCACUCAUUCAGUAAGCCUACCUAGGCUACAUAAUAAAUGUCACAAUUUGGAGGAGGAGGAUCUAAAAACCCACCAUGGGUUCGUCAAGGUCAGUCAAUGGGUAUGCAGCAGAACCAGAUGCAGCCACAGAUGAUGACACAGAUUGGAAACACUGCGGCGGCAGCCAUGCUGCAGUACCCGCAGGCUCAGAUGUUCCAACAGACCCAGAUGGGGCAGUUGCAGCAGAGUGGAGUAGCAAUGCAAUCGAUGGGUGGAAUUGGAUCCAAUCAAAUGGGAGGUGGUUUGGGUGCAUCUAUUCAACCUUCACCGAGUGCUAUUCAACAACAGCAGAUGUAUUCCCAGGUGGGUGCUGUCAGUUAUCCGACCCGCAGCAUCAUCGCCUCACCGUUCUCCAAUAGCUCAGCUGGCCAAUCCUCUGCUGGUUCCACUGGCUCCCCCAACACUGCUGGCACACCAAAGCAGCGAGUCUUCACUGGCACCGUCACUAAAGUCCAGGACAAUUUUGGCUUUGUGGAUGAGGAAGUGUUCUUCCAAUCUAGUUGCUGUGUAAAGGGGUCCAAUCCUUCAGUGGGGGACAGAGUUCUAGUGGAGGCUAUGUAUAAUGCAAGCAUGCCAUUCAAGUGGAACGCCACCAGGAUACAAGUUCUGCCGAUGGAAAGGGGUUCGGAAUCUAUGCACUCUGGUGGAGGUAGAGUGGGACGGUUCAGCUCAUCGUACAACAGUGUUCCUCCUCCAUCUGAUGAUGUGAUGAGUGGAGGAGGUGAUUUUAGUAGAAGAAACAGAGGACAAGGAUCUAUGAAGAGAAACCGAAGAGAUGAUGAUGACUUUGACAGGAAACGGCGAAGGGAUGACCGAAGAAGUAUUGAUCGCCCUAGGGAAGACAAAGAAAAGGAAAAGGAAAAAGAGAAGGAGAAAGAGAAGGAACGAAUGAAAAGCCCUCCACUCCGCAAACGUAGUAAGACACCAACAAGAAGGAGGAAGACUAGAGUUGUCCCUCGCUACAUGGUCCAGAUACCUAAAAUUGAUCUUGAUAUGCCAGAGGCUGAUGUUAUAGAGAUAAAAAAGCGUUACACCAACAUGUACAUGCCGUCAGACUUUUUCUUGAGCACUUUCAAGUGGGUAGAGGUGUUCCCACCUCAUAGACCUUUGAUUCUGGAUCAUCCGUGCGCAUUCCAUGUGAUGCACAAAGAUGUUGACCCACUAAUAGAGAAUGAUGCUGUUCUAGACCCUCCUGAUGCUGAUUAUCUAUUUUCUGCUAAGGUUAUGUUGCUGAGUAUGCCUGAAUUGGAUGAGAUCUACCAGAAGUGUUGUCUACUAGCCGAUGAGAAGGAAGGAAGUUAUGAUGACCGUGACAGAGGUUUUGUACAUCCCACUCGUCUUGUCAACUUCCUCGUGGGUCUGAGAGGAAAGAAUGAGACCAUGGCCAUCGGUGGUCCCUGGAGUCCUUCCCUGGAUGGGCCAAAUCCAGAGAAAGAUCCUACAGUUCUUAUCAAAACGGCAAUUCGUAAUUGCAAAGCUCUAACCGGAAUUGAUUUAACCAACUGUUCUCAGUGGUACCGCUUUGUGGAGAUUUACUACCAUCGGGCUGAGACCAUUCAUAAGGGGAAGACGGUGCCUGCUCGUGUUGAAACCGUGGUACUUUAUUUGCCAGAUGUGUGGAACUGCCUGCCGACUCGUCUGGAGUGGGAUGGUCUCCUCCUCGACUAUAAGAAACAGCUGGAGCGUCUCCUCAACCCGGACGACGAGGCAGAGGGAGAUGAUAAGGACACCAGUGUUGGAGAGAUUCAAAAGAGAGAACCGAGUCACUAUUCUCAAUUAGAUCCCAAGAUUAUGAAGGUGCAUGAUCUUCGUGAAGAGUUGGAGGCUCGUUCACUGUCGACUAAAGGAUUGAAAUCUCAACUAUCUGCUCGGUUGGCAAAGGCUUUGAAGACUGAACAAGAAAAAGAAGAAGAGGCUAAUGGUACAAAGAGUGACGGUAAAUCAGACAAAUCUGAUAGUAAAAAUGGAAAAGAUGAAAAGGAUGAAGAGAAGAACAAAAAAGAGGAGGAAGAGAAAAAGAAGCUUGAUGAGAAAGAGAAACAGUUGUUAGAGAAGCGAUACACUUUGCCAGAGAAGAGCCACAUCCUGACACACCCCUCUCGGAUAGCUAAGUCUGGAAAAUUCGACUGUACUGUCAUGUCUCUGUCCUUGCUUCUAGACUACAGACCUGAGGAUUCCAAGGAACAUUCCUUUGAAGUGUCGUUAUUUGCAGAACUUUUCAAUGAAAUGCUCAUGAGAGAUUUUGGUUUUCAAAUUUACAAGGCCCUAGUAGAAGUUCCUGAAAAGCCAAAGGAAGAAAAGGAAGACAAAGACAAGAACAAGGACAAGGACAAGGAAAAAGAAAAAGACAAAGAUAAAGAAAGAGAAAAAGAAAAAGAUAAGAAAUCAGACAGAGACAAGAGUGCUCACAGCGAGAAAAAGGAGGACAGAAAAGAUGAUAAGAGGGAUGAUAAAAACAGUAUCGAGGAUGAUGAUGGCAGUGGUGAUGAAGAAGAUAGUAAAAAGGAUAGGAGAGAUUCAGAUAGAAAGAAGAAGGAGAGGGUGAAGGUUGUAACAGUGGACCCUUACUUGCUUUUGUCUUUUGUCUACUUUGACCAGACACAUUGUGGUUACAUAUUCGACAAGGACAUCGAAGAGCUGCUUUUCACUCUUGGACUCAGUUUGUCUCGUGCUCAGAUCAAGAAACUAGUCCAGAAAGUCAUAUCCAGGGACUCGUUACACUACAGGAAACUUACAGAUAAGCCUAAGGAUGAUCCUACUGCAAAACAAAAUGGAGCCCAGACAACUGAGGAUCUCAUGACUUUAGCUCUUGGCAACAAGCGUCUGUUCCCCAUCUUUGAAGAAGCUGCUACUCCCAGCAAACGUAGCAAGAAAGGCUCUGACAAGAAAGCUGAAACCCCAGAUCUUCCAAGUGGUUUUGUGAUGUUCAAUGGAUCAUUGCUGGAUAUUAAUAAGCUACAAUCACAGUUUAAACGCAGUGAGGAGACUCGUGUUAAGACUGAAAAAUUGCUGGAGAAGCUUCGAUCUGACAAUGCAAAUCUGAAGGAGACAACCAACCGAAAUGUGGCCACAAUCAAGAAACUUAGUUCUGAACUGAAGGAUUUCAAAGAAAGACUCACAAAUACGAACUCUGAAUUGUGCACUAUGGAUAGUAAAACCAAGUUAUACUUCGCAGCAAUGAGUGAAAUUUAUGAAAAGCUGGGUCCGAUUCUUGCUCAAAAACCAGUCGUUAAAGAGGAAAUCAUUGAAGAUGUCGAAAUGGAGGAUGCUAUGGAAAAUGCAAAUGCUGAAAAUAAGCAAGCAGCAAAAUUGGAAAUGAAAAAGGAGGUUUUUGAAAAAAGUACCCGUAAGGUAGAAAAGGAUGUAGAAACUAAAUUAUUACCUCAAGAAAACACAAACAAUUCAAAUGUUGAGGCACAGAAACUAGAAAGUAAAACUGAAGUAAAUCAUAAGAAAGAAAAUGUGGUUACAGAGAAAACUGAAACUGAUUUAGUUAAAGAAAAUACAAAUGUAAAAGAAUCUAACCAGGAAGACAAGAACAAAAAACCUGUAGAUGGGGAAACUGAAGAAAAACCAAAUCAACCUGAGUCAAAAGCUGAAGUUGCUGUAGAAAACCCACCUUCUACUCCAGAACCGAAAAUAGAGACAAAAGUAACAGCACAGCCUAGUAGAUCUUCUCCUAGACAAUUAGGUAUGAAAGCAGAGAGCCAGACAACAGUUGCAUCUCCAAAUGAAUCAUCUCAGACGGGCAAAGAGUUUUCAUCUGAUUCCAAAGAACAACCUGCAGAAACCAAAGUAGAUGAAAAAUGUUCAUCAGGAACAACAGUAGAACCUAAACUAGAAGAAAAGCCAUCUCCAUCGGUACGGAAUACAAGGUCUCGAGAAAUUAAGGUGGAAGAUAAGAAAACGCCAGUUAAAAAGUAAUGCUGUGUUUAGAAAAUGUUAUCAUAAAUAUGUGUACUAAUUUAAUUUUAAUAGGACAUGUUAGAAAGAUUGGACAUUUAUUUCUAUGAUUAAGGAAUGACGAGUUAUAUUUAGUAAACUUAUGUGUUAUAAGUUAUUUUGUAUUAAAUGCUGGUAAAAAAACCUAAAAA